GUGAGAUCGUACGACAGAAACGCUGCCAAGCCACCCGGCCAGUACUAGACACACGUCUGUGAGAGCAACACGCGCGCGCCACAAAGCGCGCCAUUUUGAAAACGCGCGAAGCUUUGCACGCGUGAAAACUUUUUUCGUGUGUGAGCCCGCCAAGCGUUUCGUUCCGAUUCGCGUUAAAUGUGCAAUUUAAUAAUGUAGUGGAUAUUUUUUUUUUGUGAGGUGUCUGUGGAUUGUUCACUUGUUUUUUUUUGCAGUCCGAAUUCUGGACAGAUUGAAAAUGGAACUCAAAUCACCAAAGGCGAAAAAAAAGUCCAGUUUCGCGAAAUUAGUGUCGUGGGGUAAAAUGUGCCGUACUCCCAUACUAAUUCUGUUCCUAUUGGGCAGCACUAGCUGUGAUGACAGCGAAACAAGUGACGACGUGACCUUUUACGCGCCAAAAAACAUUACAGUUUUAAAAAACAAAGAACACUCCGCGAAUGUUCCGCAUUUAAGACAUAGACACACGAGUGUCAUACAGCCAAACUUUAACGUUAGUGAGAAAGAAGUUUUGAAUGACAUUAAAUAUUUAAGGCGACACUUGAAUAAGGAAAUAGUAAAUUUUGUGAUGACUGACUUCUUGGUGGAUGGUGAAGUUGAGAACCGUAUACAUUUCAACGGUAUAACAGCGAAGGAGACCUUUGUCGGAGGCGACGGAAACGGCCUGAAACUUCGUCAGCUGACCGACGGCCGCCAUCUUGUCCAGAUGAUUUACGCUCCAAAUGGCGAGAUACAAGAUUGCGAGUUCAUAACGCAAAGGAAAAAUGCCAGAAACUUCCUUAAGAGCCUGAGGAAAGAACUGAAACAGGCAUUAGACGAAGAGGGGUAUAGAUUAUCACAAAAGAAAACUAUUGUAGAGAGCGAAAAAUUUUUUCGCCAUUUUCGCAACAUGACAGUUCGCUUGCUCAAGAAAGGGGAGGGAUUGCCGCAAGAUGUCGCCAGUUGGUUCCAUUAUGACAGAUUAAAAAUGAAAUGCAUACAUAGGCAUCAGGAACUGACUUAUAUGAUGGAAAAUAGAAAUAAAGUCGGGGAGAAUUCUCUGGCUAGACCGAAAAGGGACGCGAUGGAAGUCCUUCGCGUGCCAGGGACCAAGUGGUGUGGCAAAGGUUACUCCGCCACAAGAUAUUCGCAGCUCGGCGGCUACACGAGAACUGACAGGUGCUGCAGAACACAUGACCUUCGAUGCCCCUUCUGGAUCGGGGGAAUGGAGAAAAAGUAUGGAGUGUACAAUUGGCGCAUUAACACGCUGAUGCACUGCCGAUGCGACGAAAGGUUCCGAGCGUGUCUGAAGCUCGCUGACACAUCCGUCUCCAACAUGGUGGGCAAGCUGUUCUUCAACGUAGUGCAGACCAAGUGUUUUGUCCUGAAGCCGGUUAAGAUCUGCACCCAGCGCUCCUGGUGGGGUAAAUGUCUGCGGAGGGGCUACACAAAGCAGGCUUAUUUGCGGGACAACAUGCCUUAUUAGAAGCGCAACAAGGACUUAUUUACUAUACGUGAAAACUUACUUAGAAUGUGUUCUGGGGCGACACUAAUAAGACGAUUAACAAACUCGCCAAUUCUGUGGUCUGUAAUAGUUGGUUCACAUCCGGUCUCCGAAGAAGGUGUGGACCUCAGAAGUAGCAUUAAAAAGUUGGUGAAGACAUUGUCCUAUUAAGAUAAUUUCAAGGAUUAAGUUACCGUUUGUGCAGACUUAUUCAGUGUUGUAACGUGGAAUAGUUAUUUUUGAUAUUAGUGCGGUAAGCUGGUUAUUACAAACGAGUAGACGAAUGUAAGCCUAACGAGACAAAGUCGAGGGCUUACUAUAGUCACGAGUUUGUAAAUUCCAAUUCCACACGAAUGUCAUACAACUUAUUUCAACACAUUUUCGAGAAAACAGUACCUAUACCUAUUUAAUUUAAGAGCUCGUAAUGAAAAUGUCGUAUUAAAAUUGUACAUGAAAAUUUUCUGAUAACAGGUUACUUUUUUGACAUGUUUGGCAUGAUAAAUUGUGGUAAAGAGCUUUUAAUUAUAAUUUUACACCAUAGAACACCUUGCCAACUAAGUUUUGUGGGGCGUAUGCCGUGAGAAACAGUUAGAUGUGUGAAUGUUUCUCCACCGCUUAUUAAACAACUAAAUCUGUAACCAAUUGACUUCUGAAUGCCUUAUAAAAAUAGGUAAUAGUACAUUAUAUAUUUCUGUGAAUAAACAAGUGACUUAAUUCUCAUUAUUAUUUUUUAUAAAUAGCAAAAAUCAUUAUUAAUAUCCGAGUAAAAAAAAAUACGUAAGUAAGUAAGGUAUUGGCACCGAUAGUAGCCAUGCCAUGAGCAGCGCUUUUUUUAUGAAAGUCCCGCUGCUAAAUGUGGCAACACCGAGCGUCUUUAGCUCAGUGUUGCCAUAUUUAGUAAUGAGUUGGAUUUUCUUGUUUUCAUUGAUCAUGGAAGAAAAUGUCAAUCAUUCGUUCUUGUCAGUCAUUGGUACGACUACCUUAUUCUGUUCAAAAGAUUUUGUCUUAAUAUCUUGGUGGGUGUUACAAUUCUGGAAAUAUUCGAUGUUAAUCUGGGGAAAGGAAUUUCUUUUUUGUACAUUGGCAAUAUUUCUAAUUCUGGUGGUCUUUAAUAAGUAGUUGUUUAAGACGCGGGCCCUAAAAUUGUUUGCAUUAUUCUAACUAAUUUCAAUCAUUCGUUUCCUAUCAAUAAAUUUAAAUAGCGUAAUAUUCAAACGUUUAUUAUUAUUUUUUUGUUAAGAGGGCGGCAAUCAUCUGAUGUUAAAUCAGGCGGCCAUAAUAGCUUAGAUACGCUAACGAUACACUACGCAGUGGUAUUAGAUUGCCUUGCAUAUUUAAUAAAAUAAAAUAAAAGGACAAAGCAAAAAUCAGAAGCUUUUUAAGAUGUUUUUAUGUAUUACUUUUCGAUUUUAUUAAAUAUUAUAAAUUGAAAAGCAAUAACUACGCCUUAUAUUGUAACAUAUUUUUUAGGCGUCUUGAACAUGUAAAUUCUUCUGAAUGUAAAUAAAACUUUAGGUACGUAUUGUAAAAAAAAAUAGAAAUGGACAAAAAAUCUUCUUCCACAUUUAUUCGUCUUUGUAUAUAUAGUGUUCUAUAUAUAAAACAAACAUGUUACAUAGUUACCUUAAGGUAUAUAACUUCCUUGGUCUAAAGUCUUCUCCAUACCUGCGCGAAGCUUCGGCUUUGGUACUAAAUGGGCUAAAAUUUUCGUUCAAAACUUGAAUUAGUUCUAUCCCGAUAAUUAUCGGGCUGCAUAUCUAUAAAGGCUAGACGAUAGCUACACUGGCGAUAAUUUGACACGCAUAAUGCCGAAUUACAUUUGGUCGUGAGCCCGAAUUCGGGUGCAUGAAAGACAUUACUCGAAUUCAGGCACCCACAGUGCUUAAAGACGAAAGUCUUCAAUCAGUGCGUCCUACCUGUGAUGACAUACGGAGCCGAGACGUGGACACUGACGGUACGGCUGGUCCACAAGUUCAAAGUCGCUCAGCGCGCUAUGGAAAGGGCUAUGCUCGGCGUUUCUCUGAAGGAUCGCAUCAGAAAUGAGGUAAUCCGACAAAGAACUUGAGUUAUCCACAUAGACCACCGGAUUAGCAAGUUAAAGUGGCAGUGGACUGGCCAUAUUUGCCGAAGAACCGAUAACCGUUGCGGUAGACGAGUUCUGGAGUGGAGACCGCAUCUAGGCAAACGUAGUGUAGGACGUCUUCAGGCACGAUGGAGUGACGAUUUGCGCAAGGUAGCUAGCAGGAGCUGGAUGUGAGUAGCCCAAGAUCGAUCUCAGUGGCGUGCAUUUGGAGAGACCUAUGCCCAGCAGUGGACUAGGCUAGGCUGUUAAUGAGUCACCCGAAGCAAUAUUUACACGGGAAUACAGGCUGGAAGACGGUGUCAGAUAAACACGACUCGCGUACUCGACUCCGUUCAUUUACACUUAACCGUUUACCCAAAUUCCAUUGGCACUCGUAUUCAGGCUAGCGACCAAGUGUAAUCACGCUAUAAAAGAAGUUCUGGGACUCGAUAAAUUGGGGCGACCCCACGACAACGGAACUAACUAGAGCCGAGGUUCGAGUCUCUGGGACGCCCUCUAGUUGAGCCGAUCCUCUCAGGUUCCAGUGGUCUAGAGGCUCCAGACGGAGAGGAGACUCCCCCCGUGGGGAGAUGCCAUCCGCCUGGAAUACCUCUAGAGGAACUCGCCAAUCGGCUUAAGGUCCCCUUAGGAUCUCGCCGUCCCCAAACCCGGUGACGCUGUAAAGGUCAUCUGCGACAAACAGCAUACAGACUCAAAAAAUACACAUAUAUAUAUUUGUAUGUGCAACUGAAGGAGCGUACUUAACUUUACUGAAGGAUAAGCGUAAGUACAUAACAUAGAGCACUAAAAAUUUGAAUCUCCGACACCCAAUUCAAUAUUUUUUUGUUAUAGGAGCGACUGACAAAAACAUUUUGUAGUAAGUAUUGUGUAAAAUUAUAGUUGUAAAAUUUGUUUUUCUAUAAAAAAAUAAAUUAACUAGUAAGAAACGUGUUUUGAGUCGUACCUAAGUACUUAUUUACCUAAAAGUUUUUUAUGUUGUAAAUGACAGAUGCUUCUGUGACGUCAUAAGACCUUGAGGUGAUGGUGGCAUGUAAGGUUAAGAUUACACUAGGGUAGACUAUAUAAUGAUUGGUCCUUUAAGCGGAAUUCUUCUUUUAUUUUGUCUGUAGUAAACCAAUAUUACUUUUCUAUUAAAUACAGUUCCACAAUGUUAUUAAAUAGGGUUUAAGUAUCAAAAUGAAACGACUUUAAAAUGCUCAUGUUUGGUAUACUAGAGAUUAUAGAACAGAAUGGCACAUCAAAACUUUGAUGUAUUUUUGCAGUUUAGGUGAAACUCUGUUAUAUACAAUUUUCAUCUAACUACUUUAAGUUAAAUCUUACUAAUGAUGUCGACAAAAUGAAAUAUUAAGUUAGAAAAACACCUGUUUAAUAAUAUAAUUAUCCUUCAAUGGCUUUAAUAAAGUUGACUUACUUUUUGUAGCAUCUGGGAAUUAAACUUUGUUGAAAAAAAAUGCCAUUUGCAUAACUCAAAUUUCUACUGAAGAUUAAAGAAUUGCCAUCAAAAAAUAAUAAAAAGGUAUCGGGUUCAGUAUUUCGCCAAUCAUUUAAGGAGGGUCAGCAUUACUACAGGUUCCUCUACUUGCAAGAAUUCUCGCUUAAAAGGCAAAUUUGCAUUCACGAAAUUCCGCCGCGAUAGUUAAUAAUAUUAUCUUCUGCUCGUUGUUAUCUUCACCAAAAGGUUUUUAAACAUCACAACGACAAUGUUUUCGUUAAAUUCAACUUUUUUGAAGGCAAAAGAUCUUAAUAUAUUUUUAGUAGAAUCCUACCUAGCGUCCGCCAUAAGUUAAAGUUGAACUUAUCAGAACACAAGUAAUUUCGUGCGACAUUGAUAUUUAGGUUUUAAGAGACUCGUAAGUAUCGUUGUAAAAAUAUAUUCGUGACAAUAUUCGGAGGAAUGCCAAUUUACAACUUAUUCUUUAUUAACAUUUUACUUACAACAGAGUUGCUACGUGUUCGUUGAAUAAUAUGGACUUAAGAAUAUUACCUAAUAAAGACGUAUUGCAGCAAGAUCACAUUGGUUGUAUCGCAAGAAAUGCGACUAUUUGGUGACUAGACAUUUUGCUUAUUUUUCCAUUUAAAUUCUGACUAUUAGUAUGACAAUUUUAUGGCUUAUCAAUUUUAUAAUUAAUUUAUAAUCUACUUUGACAUGCAUGUAACAAUAGACUUUUUCAAAUUUGUAAAUUGUGAUUUUAAUGUAACCAAAAUAAUAAUACCUGUUUCAUAUGUCCAUAUCUAUUUGUGUACCUGUGGAAAUGUAGUGAUACCCUAAGGGCGUCGCCAAGGGGGGGCAGUUGAGUAAGUACUACCACAGAUUACUUAAUUAAGCGAGUUUCUUUGCAGUGUGACUUUAACUUCAUUACACAGUAAUUGAGUAGUAAUAAUAUGAUUGUCUCAGUUUACAAUUUGUCAUUAAAAAACAGUUUUAUUAUAUAAUCAAACUGUUUUUGAAUAUUUAUUGAAAUAUUCCUGUCCUAUUUUGGUUUUGACUUGUUUAAAGAUAAUAGCUACAUAUUAUGAGCGAUUCACUAUAAGAAAUUUUAAAGUCCCAACCUCAUUUUUAUGUUUACAAUUUACCUAGUUUGUAAUAUGGCAUUGUAUUUAAGUACUUCACAAAACGAAUUUGUAGUUAAUAAUAAUUGUAUGAUUAUGUUAAUUAUAUGUAAUUAAUUGGCAAUAGUAUUAUGGCCGAAUGAAUAAAAAUUAUCGUUUUCUAUUUAUUAUUGUAUAAUUUUAAAGUUGAUGUAUUCAUUUAAAUUGGUGUACUCAGAGCACGAACCAAUAUCGAAUUCAAAUAGUUGAAUUCUAUCUCGUCAAGCGGAAAAUGUCAAGAAGUUUUGUAUAAAAAGAAUUUAGUUCUCGUUACGCCCGUUGCGGCGCCAAGGAUACUGUACCCUUACCACGAAACAAAAUCGAAUUCGAAUAGUUUGCGAGUUCUAAAUGCCAAUGUCGAAUGAGUAGAUGCUGACUUCUUGUUCUCGUUACGUCCGUUGUGGCGCUGCUGUUCAAGUUUCCAUACAAAAUUUGACAUUGACAUUUCGGUUUGCAAACUAUUCGAAUUCGAAAAUGGUUCGUGCUGAACUUCGCUUGCGAGUUUGGCGACGAUAUGGUUGGGCUUACUGAAAUAAACUUAAGAUUUCUUUUACUUACAAGUACUUACAUCCCCCUGUAUUCUACGAGUUUGUACCCCACUCUUAUCUACUAAUUCACACAAACUAUUUGAAUCUUCCUAAACAUAUUGUAAAUUGUAAGAAAAUCUUUUAAUUAUAGGUUACUAUUUAGAUACUUUACAGAUAGUGCAAUCCAUGAAGAUGCGCCCACCAAUUUUUGGUUGAAGGAUAAUUACCUAGUGAUAAAAAGAUAAUUACAGUGGAUCCCCGGUAGUCCGACAAACAUUUUGCAGGGCAGUGUCGAACUAUCGAAUUUGUCGGAUUAUAGAGUACUGCCUUACCCCUAUAGUCCGAUGUUUUUUACAACAUCGGACUAUAGGGGGUUAUAGGCUAUAGGGGGGACCUUGCAAUCUGACAAAUUAAAGAUCCAAUGAUAAGAUUACAAAUCAUACUUUGUUAUGUAUGUCAAAUUUAGUAAAUUAAACAACACAAUAGAAAGAUUACGUUUUAUUAUAAAAGUAACGUCAUUAAUGCUAUAGAUUUUACAAUAAAAUAUAAAAAAACAAUACCCUACGCGUCGAGCACAAUAGUGAUGGUUCGUACAAGUUGUAACUUGUUCAAUCGUGAAUUAGCGAAUACUUGUAUGUAAUAGACGAUGUCGGAUUAUAGGGGGUGCCGCAUUAGCCAGGGGCCGGAUUACCGGGGCUCCACUGUAGUUAAUUAUUAUAUUAUUUAUUAUUAUCAUAGAUAAUUAGUGUGUACCGAUAACACUCAAAUAUUAACUAUAUACAGAUUUACUAUAAACGAUUAGGAGGAAUAGUGGGGCGCGUUUUCGUGGAUUGCACUAUCUGUAAAAGUAAAUACAUAAUAUAGGUGUAAGAUUUAGGCGAUAAUUCUCAGAGUUCCUCUUUGACAAUAUAUAAUUAUAAAUAAUAUUAAUAUAAUGUGGUGUAAGUAAAUGUAGUUGUAUGUAAGUAGUAAUUUAUGUAGUAGGAACAUAAUUAAGUUUACCGCAAAAGCGGUUAGUUUAACUUUGAGAGGCAACUUUUACCAAAACUGGGGAAUAGUUUAGCAGCAUUACAGAAAUAAGUUUGUGCUGCCAUCUAUACUUAAAAGUUUGAACUAGGUUAAUGGCUCAAGGCUUAACGAGAACAUACGCUGUUUUUUGGUUUGGCAACUUUUAACCUUCCAAGGUCAUAUUAACCAAACCAGCUUCUACGAUAAGUAUUUCUUCGGAGGUUGGUUGAAUUUGGUGUUAGCAUCUGUUAUGUUUCGCGCAAAUGAAUUACAGGCUAGGAGUAGCGUCCAAUUUUUUCUGCCAGCAGUUGGUUUGCGAUAACCUUUAAAGCGUUAUUUGACUUGGCAAAAAUGCCGAGAUCCUUGACCAUCUUACACCAAAAAACCGAGACAGUCUAGGGAUUUUUGCCACGAACGUUGCUCUUUAUAAAAAUCCUGGCAUAAAUCACCAUGGUUUUUUUCCUAAAUGGCUGCGCACGGCUUGUGCAUUUAACCAAUGUCAAGUGUUAAAAAUGUUUACCAAUUCUAUAGCACUUGUGGUCAAAGUAAUAAAUCAAGUCAAAGUAAGGCGGCAGUCAAGUCAAUCCCCCUUUCCCUAUGUUUCAGUAAAUGUGUGGGGAUUUACUGGAACCUCCCCGUGGACUUCUUGCGGGAACGUCGAAAGACACUUUCCGCUAUUUUGUUUCACUUGCCAACACUUGUGCAUGUUCCCGAACACUUAGUGGUUAAUAAUCUACCAGUAUUAGACACUAACAUCCGCCACAACACAAUUUCUAACAAGAAAAACAAAACUGCUACUUAAAGUGACGCUUUCCGAUCGCGCCAAAAAGUCCCCACCAUGGAAUUAUAACUUAAAAUUCGAUGCCAAUCACAUUCUUGUUUAAUUUUUAUUUUUAAAUCUGCGUCUACAAAGAAGGUGGCUCAUUUGCGUGGAAGUUUAUAAUGUCUGUGGUAUGGUAUGGGUAACAGUGUAACCAUUGUUUCUAAUUUCCUUAGCACACGUGUUCCUUUUACAUGCAAGUUAUGCAACCUAUCUUCUUCAGUUUUAUAUUUUUAUAUUGAUUUAUUUAUAAAUAGGCCUAUGUUAUACUCAUUUGGUACUACCUCUUGCGUGACCAAAUGUGUACUCUUUCGAAGUAAUUUUGUAAUGAGACGUCCUUGCUAUCACACAUUCGAGCCUCGUUUAAAUGAUUUAAUUUGAAAUGAGAAUUGAAAUACAUAUUUCAAAAUUUUCUUAAAGAUCCCGUCACGUAAAAAGGUCACUGAGCAGGGAUCUUUAAGAAAAUUUUGAAAUAUGUAUUUCAAUUCUCAUUUCAAAUUAAAUCAUUUAAAGGACAUUAUGACAACCCGGCAUUAUGUGCCAAAGUUGUAUACUUUUUUAAUUUUUUUAUCUGUGUUUCAUAAUUGGGUUACAGUCGCGACUGAAAGUAUUAUAGGCUUUGUUUCUUUUUGUAUUAGUUUCAGGCUUAGAUUAAAACAAAAAGGGAAGAUACGGCAUUCGCGGCUCAAAAGUGAUCCGCUUAAAUUGUGGUCCACGACCAUAAUUCGCUUUAGUCACAAUUUGACAUUCAAACACGCUGCAUGUACACUCAAUAUAACAUAUUGCGUAUAUUCUGUGUAUAUGUCCCGGCAACAUUUUUCAUUCGUAAAACUGUGAAAACAUUUUUUUCUCAAAAAUCACGGUUUGUCGUUGAUUAUGUCUGUUGGAUAAUGUUUAAUGCAUUUCAAAUACGAACUUAUUAGGAACGAAGAAGCUCUAUUGUAAGCGUUUUGCGGCCGCACUCCAGGGGGCCAAUCGUCUAACUGGAUUGCUUUGGAAAACGCUAUCGCUUACGAUUUCAUUUUGUUAUUUCUUACCGCCGAAAUACCUCACGCUCGUUUUCUUUAACAUUGUUAUUACCAAUGCAAAAGAAAAAAAAAGAGCGCGAGGCAUUUGAAAACCUCAGGGGGCUAGAAAUAACAAAAUGAAAUCGUAAGCGAUAGCGUUUUCCAAAGCAAUCCAGUUAGGCGAUUGGCCCCCAGGAAGUCAAUUAACAUUUAAGUUGCACUAAAGUUGAUGCUGUCACUUUUUGCGACAACAGUAGACAUGACUUCAUGAAGUGUUAAAUUAAUUUGAUGUUUCUAAAUACGACUGUUAGUGUCGCUGCACACGGGCCACCGACCACAACCACAAAACGCCACCACCAUUUCUUGUAGUGUUCAUACAUUUUAUAUGGACUCGCCACACACGAUACGCCGGUGGCCGCCACACGCUACGCUUGUGGCCCGCACCGGCCACUUAAUGCGCCGAUACAAAACGCCGCCACAUGUCACUCGCGCGAUACCUCACCCCUCUCUCUCUUACCUUAGUCGGCCGCUGUCGCGCGCUUCAACCACUUUAGUAGCCGCUUCUAGCUUCUCGUGGCGGCGUUUGUGGCUGUGGCGUGUGGCCCGUGUGCGGCGACACUUAGGUCCAGUUAUGGAAGUUUUAAAACACCCACAAAGUUAGUAUUUCGUGAAAAGGAACUUCGUUCUUAGUUUGACUAAGGAAGGAGUUUAAAUUGUAUCAAAAAUCUGGUUGUGUGAUGUGAUAUAUGUUUUUGUGUUGAGUGUAGGUGUAUUCGUUGUCGAUAACCAAUAGAUCGAUAUUAUAAAGCCUAAACUGUAUGUAUAAUAAGGGGAAGCUUAAAUCGUGAAUUGUGGUUACCAAUCUUUUAAACUAACUAACUAGGUACUUAAAUCUAAUGGUGUUAUAAACUCAGAAAAAAUAUUAAUAAAUUACAGAUACAGAAGACAUUAAUUAAAUAUCUAUCACAGAAACACCAUGAAAUACUAUAAAUAAUGGAAUACAUUGAAUUACGAUUUUUCAAAUAAUAAUUACUUAAACUUAUAUCUUUACCCUUAGCACGAACCAAUAUCGAAUUCGAAUAGUUUGCGAGUGCGAAUUGUCAUGUCAAAUGUGUAUUAAUUUUUAGUUCUCGUUACGUCCAUGUGGCGCUCUUGUUCAAGUUUCCAUACAAAAUUUUACAUUGACAUUUCGCACUCGCAAACUAUUCGAAUUCAUUAUUGGUUCAUACUAGGGGUAAAUCUUACUUAUUUACAUGUAAAUGGAAGAUAUGUAAAUAAAAUUGCAUGUUAGUAUUUGUCGUGAUAAAGAUGUUUUAAUAUUAUAGAGAUCUUUUAUUUUUGUUUCCAAUAUUACGAAAUAAGUUUUCGAUUAAAUAAAACCACUUGUAAAUA
Chilo suppressalis (striped riceborer) is the source of this 10945-nucleotide messenger RNA. NCBI's taxonomy places the organism in Eukaryota, Metazoa, Arthropoda, Insecta, Lepidoptera, Crambidae. The record is from the annotation of a GenBank genome assembly.